GAGGCGUGUGAUUUCUCUUUGUACUGAAUGAAGAGUUCAGCCAGCUCCGCUCCUCUCUCUUCUCUUUUUAUAUAAGCAGAGUUUGCAUGCUGUAAAUAGCCCAAUAAGCCGGUUACUCUUCACGUUUCACCGUAACGGUCGCUCCGGUUUGUUUUGUGGAAACGUCCGGCUACUGCCAAUGUCUCUUUGAGCAAUUUUUGGACAACAAAAGCAUCAGGUCCAGCGCUGUUUCUUCGGGGGAUUCCAAGUCACACAUUUAUCAGCCGGGAUUUUUUUUUCAGUGAGGAAAAGGCCAGCACGUCAACAAAAGCCGCUUCGCCUCCUGACUGUCGCCCAUUUCACACUUCACACCUCCGGGGGUGAUUUUAGUAUCCCGAAGCGAGUGACCAUGGCUGAUACGAGCCCUCAACCCCGGGUAUAUUUCCAGACGCCGGGCGGCACCGCGGAGGAACCCGAGAUUCCGGUUCGGAAGCAGGGACGCGUUACCGUCAAAUAUGACCGUAAGGAGCUGAGGAAGAGACUGAACCUGGAGGAGUGGAUUAUCGACCAGCUAACGGACCUCUACGACUGUGAGGAGGAGGCCAUCCCAGAGCUGGAGAUCGAUGUGGACGAGCUGCUGGAUAUGCCCAGUGACGUAGAGCGGGGAGCCAGGGUCAAGGACUUAGUGGUCGAGUGUUUUAAGCCUACUGAGGACUUCGUCUCAGAGCUGCUGGACAAGAUCCGAGGGAUGCAGAAGCUCUCCACGCCUCAGAAGAAAUGAUGCGUCCCUCCUCCUCCUCACCCACACCCUCCCCUCCACCUCUCGUCUUCCUACCUUGCUCUCCAUUUUUUUUUUUUUAAGUCUCCAUCCAUUGUGCAUCUUCUUGUUUCCUCUUGCCUGGAUCCAGCCCUAUUAGUGGCUUGAUUUCCAUGUUGUGUGACCUUCCUGUGUUGUUAGUCGGACGUUCUUCUUAAAAAGCGAAGAUUGGUCAAGUUAAGUUAGCAACAAGUGUUUCAUUGGGCUUCAUCCAGGCACGUUCCUUCCUUCCCUUUUCCACUCCUUGUCCUUCACCCUUUGUUUUGGCUUUUACUCCUCUUCCUCCUCCAGCUCUUCUUCCUCCCACCCUCCCUUUAAACCACCCUCCAUCUGUCUGAGGAGGAAGAGAAAAAGAGGAAAGGAGUCAUAUAAUUACUGAGAGGAGCGGCUGAGAGUGGGAAGACGAACAAGGGAAAGAGUCUCCGACGGCCAAAAAAAGAGUGGAAGGCGGAAACAGCCAAUCAGCUUGAAGCAGGGCCUAAUCAUUGCUUAUGUCUAUAAUGAGAUUCCUUGUUUUGUAAUGGGGUUACUCUUUUAGAUGAUUUGCCAACCGUGAUUCUUGUGAUGCUUUCAGUGCAGGGGGGAUAUUCACUUGACUUUUUUGGCGGGGUCAGUACAGUCUUUUCAGAUCAUUCCUCCCAUAAUCAGAGGCAUGUGUUACACUGGUGCAUUUAAAGACUGUCCUUUUUUAGUGUGUGGAUCUGCACUAUGUCAUUUUAUGGAAGAAAAUCUGAACCCUUUGACCACGAGAAAUAAUGGGACGUAAUUUGAGUCCAACAAAGAGAGAAAUCCGAUCCUGGAAAUAGUGGUUGAACCUUAAAACAAAGUUGCUGUGGUGGUCUAACGGUUCGACUAAUUAUAGACUACAAAUCUUCCUUUGAGGCUAGAGUAGAAGUAGGUUCUCUUUAGGGUGGGUGUGCUUGAAUUACACAUUUUUAAGGAAGAAAAGUUUAUUUUCUUUCCUCAAAGCGUAGUGCAGUUGUAAGAGAGGCUCUUUAGAAGCACAUACAUGCAUUUGUGCGUCCGUGUUGCUAAAUGCUACAUGUUGCUACAUAAUGUACAGCAACAAACAUAAUAGGAGUGUUUUCCGGCCUGUAUAUUCUGCUGUUCAGUACGACAAAUUAGAUUUUGUUUAAAUAGGACUGGUUCCUGGUUUAGUUUUUCUUGAUUUUGUCACACACACACUGACAGUCUGAAAGGGGGGUCCCAGAACAAAGCUGCCUUGUUUUCUUUUGUUUCAUCCCCUCUCUGUGUCUCUUCCUCACUUUUAUUCGUUUAUCUUUCAGUCCACCACAUUGUUUUGUGUUUGGCAGGCGUCCAUUUGGAGCACACACACACACACACACACACACACACACACACACACACACACACACACACACACACACACACACACACACGUGGAAGCUGUGAAAUUGUCUUUAAAGCUCCACGUUGGUGUCGAGACUUUGUAUUGCCCUCUGCAUGCCAGUAGAUCCACCAAUGGGAGGGAUGGAUGGAGGCCGCUGUUUUACAUUGAAGCUGUCUAAAUGCAUCCACCCUUCCUUUUCUUCUCUCACUCACACACACACGCCACCCUCGGGGCGUAGAAAACGGAAACACACUAGCAAACACAGCUGCCUCUCACACAGAUGUGCACACACACACUGAGAGAGAAAGGGAGAGGGAGACAAGUCGGGAGCUGUCACAGGACCUGUGUGAGUUCCCCCUCCGCAGCUGCCAAUCAUCUGCGAGGAUAAGCCAUCUGCUUCUCAAUCUGAGCCAAUCGGAUCAGAGGCUGAAGCCCGUCGUCCAAUCGGAGACGCAUUAGCUGUGAUGCCUGUGGCCAAUUGCUAACACCUGCGGAGACAGCAGACCUCCACUGUCUGUCUUUCUCUCUCAGUGCCAACACACACACACACACACACACACACACACACUCACACACACACACACACACACACACACACACACACACACACACACACACACACACACACACACACACACAGGCCCAUUUUCAUCUUGCUGCUCUGUCCUUCCUGCCUGUCAUCCCCCCUCCUCCUCCUCCCUCCCUCAAUCCUUUUUCCUUUCCUUUAAAAAAAAAAAACAGAUGUUGCCUUAGGUAUUAUUUAUGUUACACAAACCAAAUAAACGGGAGACAUUCAUUUUUUAAAAGGUAACUGCUAAACACGUGAGCAGAACUGCGACAUGUGGAGAAUCUCCUGUCGCUCCUUUUUUGGAAAACUAAAUGAGAUUUCUUUUUUUCUUUUUAGAAGUGAGUGUUUAAUACUUAGGCCUUGAUACAGUGAUUUUGUUUAGAUGAAACAAUGUUCCUUGCAUUUACCAUUUGAAUACUGGGCUGUUUUUAUUGUGACCAUGACACUUAUUGAUGCCAUGCCUUGGAUUAACAUAGCUGAACACAAAUCCACUCAGAUACACCUUGGUGCGAUUGCUUUUGCCUUCCUAGUGGGGUUUCCAAAUCAAGCACGGUCUGCGUUUUUAUUUCGGAGACAUCGGAUUGUACCAGGCACGCUCAAUCAGUAGGUGAAUUUGAGUGGAUUUUCUUGUCUAAAUCCAGGUUUGGAUUAUAUCUUCUUAGACUGUUAUUGAGGAGUCUGUUUUUUUACUGUUGGAGAAAAUUGCAAAAAAAAAAAUAUAUAUACUGAUUAUCAUCAUUGAGGCUAAAUACAAGAGCUAAACUGUGCAGAUUGAAGGAGCGAAGGUGUUUUUUUUGGACAAUGAUUAGAUCGAAACCACAAACAAAUGUAGCAAUAUCAACAACAGGUCUUGUUUUUGCCCAAUUUUGUUACACUUUUAUGCAACUUUAAUAAAAACAUGUAAAAUGGAAA
Trematomus bernacchii (emerald rockcod) is the source of this 3627-nucleotide messenger RNA. It is a transcript of the gene ppp1r14bb, whose product is annotated as protein phosphatase 1, regulatory (inhibitor) subunit 14Bb. Lineage: Eukaryota; Metazoa; Chordata; Actinopteri; Perciformes; Nototheniidae. The coding region runs from base 389 to 760 and encodes 123 amino acids. Gene Ontology annotation, cellular component: cytoplasm. Gene Ontology annotation, molecular function: protein serine/threonine phosphatase inhibitor activity. Gene Ontology annotation, biological process: regulation of phosphorylation; innate immune response. The transcript is spliced from 4 exons. The record is from RefSeq and is a predicted model, not a curated record.